Molecule: messenger RNA, 234 nt
Organism: Strongylus vulgaris
Lineage: Eukaryota; Metazoa; Nematoda; Chromadorea; Rhabditida; Strongylidae
Source: the annotation of a GenBank genome assembly
AUGGCAGGAGUGCGAUUAGUCGCGACAUGCCCACCGUCAAUUAUUGAUUGGUUCAUGCUACGACUUUCAGCGUUGACAGCAACGCUGCCGCUAUGUCCUCAGUCUGGACUUUUCCUACAUAGUGGAAUUGACUUUACUUUGCCCUUAUCUGAAUACUUUUUGAACGAUUUCGCAAAAGAAUUUGAACUGAACCAAUCAGUGCUAUGGGAAUGGCCAGCUAACAUAGAUCGGUAA